GCCAAGUCCACAGGUGGAACCACUAGCUUUGUUACGUGUUGCAGACUUUGUAACAUUUUUGGAGUCUUUGGACAGGUGCAGAACAUCAGUAUGACAUCAACAGUGGGAGAAGAAACUGAUGAGAGCUACUACCCAUCUGAGGAUAGCUUCCUUGAAGGAGACACCACUACACCUGAAUGUCCAGUGGAACAGCGAAAAUUCAUUGUCUUUGAAGCCCCACUACUGGAAUUGUUCAAAGCAUGUCGCAGUUGCAGUGGGUCAUGCAAGGUUACCACAUCAGUUCGGGGCACACUUCUCACUGUUGUGUCCGAAUGUGCAAGCGGCCACAAAUUCUCUUGGAACAGUCAGCCAGAACUGAACAGGAUGGCUGCAGGAAACGUUCUGCUCUCCGGUGCAAUACUGUUCAACGGAGCCAGUCCCACCAAGGUUCUUCGACUGCUGAGCUCCAUCAACAUACAAAUGAUUUCAAAGGUUGCAUACGACACAUAUCAGAAAGGUUGCCUACUGCCUGCUGUAUCACAGGUUUGGAAUGCAGAACACAACCACCUGCUCCUUUCACUUCAAGACAAGCCUGUUGACCUCCUUGGAGAUGGCAGAUGUGAUUCUCCUGGUCACUGUGCCAAGUACAUGACAUACACUUUUAUGGAAGCCCAUUCAAAGAAAAUCGUCAGCUCCGUUCAAGUACAGGUUGGUGAGUCUCCAGAUGUUGCUUCCAGCACAAACAUGGAAAAGGUGGGAUUUGUGAGAUGCCUGGACGAACUGAAAUCAAAUCACAUCAUCGUGGCAUCCAUUACGACUGAUCGACAUCCUGCAGUGAGAAAGCACAUGCGUGAAAUGGAACCCAGCAUAGUGCAUGGAUUUGAUACCUGGCUUGAAGAAGAAAUUGGACACAGCAGCCAAAACUAG
Ornithodoros turicata is the source of this 906-nucleotide messenger RNA. RefSeq lists its product as uncharacterized. The record is from RefSeq and is a predicted model, not a curated record. The transcript has 6 exons. Lineage: Eukaryota; Metazoa; Arthropoda; Arachnida; Ixodida; Argasidae. The coding region runs from base 91 to 906 and encodes 271 amino acids.